UUACCCGCGUUAUAAGCGUAGCUUAACUUUAGCUUCUUUCCUUCGCCGGCCGGGAAACGAGGCCUUUGCCCGCUCUUCACUCUCCUCCGCUCGCCGCCUCCUCUUUCUCCUCUUCUCCUCUCCUCUCUCACGAGGGCCCAAGACCUCACCGCUAAGGUCCCGGUCUCCGCGGGGCUCUCCGUCGCACUUUCUCGUGCCUCGGGGACCCCGAUCCGCCACCGCGCGACCGAUCGUCCCGGAUGCACGGGCCGUACCCGACGGCUGCUGCUGCUGCUGCUUCUUCUUCGGACGACAUGGCGGCGAACGGCAUGAAGGUGGCGCUGCACCGGCAGGUCUCGGGGGGCUCGAUGAAGCAGAACGCGGAGCUCCGGCGCCAGGCGUCGCUCGAGUCCCCGCGGACGGGGCGGGCCACCAGCCGGUUCCUGUUCGGGCGGCAGUCGUCCAUGGACCCGAACCGGAGGCGCGGCCGGAGCCAGAGCCCCGUGCGCGCGCCGGAGGACCUGGGCGUGCCGGACAACCUGGACGCCACCAUGCAGCUGCUCUUCUUCGCGUGCCAGGGCGACGCGCUGGGGAUCGAGGGCCUGCUGCGCAGCGGCGUCGACGUCAACAGCAUCAACCUCGACGGCCGCACCGCGCUGCACAUCGCCGCGUGCGAGGGCCACCGCGACGUCGUCAGGGUGUUGAUCAGCUGGAAGGCCAACAUCGACGCGCGCGACCGCUGGGGAAGCACGGCAGUAGCUGAUGCCAAGUUCUACGGCCACUCCAGGGUCUACGAUCUCUUGAAAUUCCAUGGCGCAAAGGUUCCGAGAACCAAGAGGACGCCGAUGAUGGUGUCGGCCCCAGCCGAGAUACCGGAGUACGAGCUGAACCCCGGAGAGGUCCAGUUCCGGCGAGGCUGUGACGUUACACCGGGUGUGUACCACAUCGCGAAAUGGAAUGGCACAAAGGUUUCCGUAAAAAUACUUGACAGAGACGGUUGCUCCGAUCAAGAAGCCGCAAACUCUUUCAGGCAUGAACUGACUGUACUGGAGAAGGUCCGACACCCUAACGUCGUUCAGUUCGUCGGAGCCGUCACUCAGAGCAUACCUAUGAUGAUUGUGUCUGAACUCCAUGAAGAGAAAGACUUAUCAGUCUGUAUCCAGAAGAAAGGAAAGUUAAAGCCUCAGAAGGUGCUAAGAUACGGCCUUGAUAUUGCCAGGGGCAUGACCUACCUCCACCAGUGCAAGCCGGACCCCAUCAUCCACUGCGACCUAAAGCCAAAACAUAUCUUCCUGGAUAGCGGAGGCCAGCUGAAGAUCGCGGGGUUCGGAGUGACAAGGAUGUCCAAGGUCGGGACCGACAAGGUGAGGUUGAUCUACCAUGGCGCUCUCGUCGACAGCUUCAGCUACCACACCGCGCCUGAGCUGUACAGGAACGACGCGUUCGACUCGAGUGUGGACUCCUACUCCUUCGGCUUCAUCCUCUACGAGAUGGUCGAAGGGUCGGUAAGAGCGCCGGAGGAUUCAGGGCACUCGAUCCGGUUCGAGGGACUGCGGCCAUCCCUCAAGGGCAGGCUCAAGGGCUAUCCUCCCGACUUCAAAGCGCUGGUGGAGGAAUGCUGGCACCCGCAAGCCAUGGCGCGGCCGACGUUCUCGGAGAUCAUCAUCCGGCUCGACAAGAUCUACGCCCACUUCGACAAGCAUGGGAGCUGGAAGGACUCGCUCAAGCUUUGGAAAUGAUCGAUGGCAUGGCCUGCACUGCACGCCGCCUUCUUUGUGUACAUACAUACCGCGCUGCAAACGCGUCUCUUUCCCGGGGAAGAUUGAGUACUGGUUGUACCUUGUAUAAGGUGGAGACUGGAGAAUCAUGUGGCAUGGUGAUUGGUUUUUUGUUUUUUGCUACGAAUUGUAACAGAUUGUGAGUAAAAUUGGGCAGAACAACACGUAUACGUCCCCCCCCCCCCCCCCCCCCCCCCUGCAGUGUCAAAAAAAGAAUGCACAUUUGCUGUUGUUUUUUCUGCUGGAGUCGUACAUACAAAAGCAAACUGUAAGAGAUAUCACCAAAUUUGGCUAACUCUUUACAAACAA
Messenger RNA from Zea mays, 2066 nucleotides. RefSeq lists its product as uncharacterized. The record is from RefSeq and is a predicted model, not a curated record. Gene Ontology annotation, biological process: protein phosphorylation. Gene Ontology annotation, molecular function: protein binding; ATP binding; protein serine/threonine kinase activity. The transcript has 12 exons. Bases 240 to 1718 code for a protein of 492 amino acids. NCBI's taxonomy places the organism in Eukaryota, Viridiplantae, Streptophyta, Magnoliopsida, Poales, Poaceae.